This is a messenger RNA of Chenopodium quinoa (quinoa), 1487 nucleotides long. RefSeq lists its product as uncharacterized. Gene Ontology annotation, molecular function: cysteine-type peptidase activity; deNEDDylase activity. Bases 750 to 1193 code for a protein of 147 amino acids. Gene Ontology annotation, biological process: proteolysis. NCBI's taxonomy places the organism in Eukaryota, Viridiplantae, Streptophyta, Magnoliopsida, Caryophyllales, Amaranthaceae. The record is from RefSeq and is a predicted model, not a curated record. The transcript is spliced from 6 exons.
GUGAUUGGUGGAUAAAAAUCCCCUAAUCAGUGUGUAUGAGAUAAAUGUAUCCUUUUGAACGAGAAAUGGGUGACUUAAAGGGAAAAGUCAUGAAUCCGGCCAAACCUGAAGCUAGUAUUGUACAACGAACAGUUGCUGAGGAAGUGGCAGCAUGGGUUGCUCAAUAUCUUGCAAGUUCACAGAAAAUUGGGUUGCCAAAGUCUCGACACGAUGGGAGGCUUGGAGGUCAAGGUACUAUUGGCAGGAAAAGGAUAUCCAUGAGCUUUGAAAUGAAAAAUAAGGCCGAGCUUUUUGUGUUGCAAAAUCUUAGUGAGGUUCAUCCUUACUUGGCCAAGCACAUGCUUUUUCUUAAAAAUAGAUUUGCUUUACUAUUGAUUAGGAAUUCAUAUCAAAUAAGAACGAUGAUAAUAACAAAGAGGCCAAAGAAAACAUGCAAGACAAACUGAAAGUAGUUGAAAGUGGUCACGAAACAAAAGAGUCCAACACCAAUCCAAAAAAAGUUUUUCUUAUGGAUUAUGCUUUGGAAAACUUGUCUCAGAAGUGUGGGUCUUUGAAUAGUUUGUUAUCUUCAUUACCCGAAGGUGAAACUAUUAAGGUAAAGGUUGAUGCUUGGACCUUUAGUUAUGAAGAUAAUAAGGACAUCAUUAUCAAACGUGAAGAUGUCAAUAAACUUCUCACAGGAGCUUGGCUGAAUAUUUCAGUUUUGCAAGUUUUUAUGAUGGCCUUGAGUGACUUACUCGAUACGGUGGAUGUGGCUUCCAUUGGAUUCAUGGUCCGGAAAUGAUUUCAGAAACCUAUUGCAUAGUGGUGCAGAUCGUAUCCUACUAUACAUGACACAUGUGAUGGAAAAACAAAAAUCUAAGCAGUUCAUCUUAUGCCCAUACCAUGAAAAGAAUCAUUGGGUUCUUUUGGUCUUAUGCAUGGCUAAGCGUGAAGUCAUCAACUUUGAUUCUUUGAGGCAGAAGCGAAAUUUAGCAAUUAAGUUUGCAAUGACAAAUGCUUUUCGAAGUUUCAAGGCAUUAAGUGGACAAUCUAGGGGAAGUAAAUUGACAUGGCAUUUGGGACAGUGUCCUCAACAAUUGGGUGGAUGUGAGUGUGGCUACUACGUCAUGCGUCAUAUGUACGAAAUACUUGAACAUCACCAUAGCAGUGAGGAUCUUAUUCAGGAUUUUUCAAGAACUACCGUACACUGAGGAGGAGAUAAAUGAGAUUCGAGAUAUUUGGGCAGAGUAUUUUAUAUGUAAUGUUGAACUUUACACUUAGCGCAUGUUGGACUCUUGUUUUGGAUUAUAGGCUUGACAUGAAUGAUUUUGGUUAAUUGGUAUUGGGAUGAUGAGUAUAAUGUCUAUGAUAUUGAGAUGUAAAUUAUUGGACAGGUUGUUAAUAUAAUGCCGUCAUUCUCAAUUUUAUGGGUAGGCCAAAUUACAAAGGAGACUCUGUCGAAAUUUACAUUUGCAUUAUUCAAUAAUAUUGCAUUUUAAUUUCAA